UUAUUUUCUUUUAGCCACAGAUGGUUUCAGAGGCUGAGAGGCUGAAGUAGAGACACGCAGAACGACAGUCGGGGAUGACGCCGCAGCUUUUGGGAAAGAGUUGCAUUUAUUGCAUGCAUAGCCUGGCCACGAGACAUAAGCUCUCACGAUGUUAAUGCACAUAGUUAUGUUUGCCGUUUUGGUUCUGAGCAUCAGACCUGCAGACGGUUUCCCAAAUUACAAAGAUGACUACAUGGACGAGGAUCUGGCCACCUUUGACUAUUACAAAGACACGGGUGAGUUUGACGAGGGGAACAGGACGCAGCAUUGUGAGGAGUGUGUGCCGGAGCUGUGCCCGCUGCCGCUGGGCUGUAGAGCGGGGCUGGUGCGGGACAGCUGCGGCUGCUGCUCUCAGUGCGCCAACCUGGAGGGACAGACCUGUGACCUCGGCCAGAGAAACAUCUAUUAUGGACUGUGCGGAGAGAACCUGGAGUGCAAACUGGACCGAUCGGAUGGAGCAGACGCAGAGGAGGCAGAAGCUCAGUGUGUGUGUUUGUUCCAGAAACCUCUGUGUGGCUCAGACGGACAGACUUACAUGAAUAUCUGCAAAUAUAAAGAAGCGGCUUAUUCUAAUCCUGGACUCAAUGUGAGCGACGGGCCGUGCAGGACAGUCCCCAUCAUCAAGGUGCCGCCGCAUAAUCUGGUAAAUGUAACGGGCAGCAGUAUAGCAUUUCUCUGUGAAGUGUUUGCAUUUCCCAUGGCGCUAGUAGAAUGGAGGAAAGAUGGAAAAGAGGUCAUUUUACCUGGUGAUGAUCCCCACAUAUCUGUUCAGUCACGAGGUGGCCCUCAGAAAUAUGAACUUUCCAGUUGGCUGCAGAUCGAAGAGGCCAGUCAGAUGGAUUCUGGCACAUACAGGUGCAUCGCUCGAAAUGAGCUUGGCCUCGUCUCAGCCACAGCAAUUUUAGGAGUCCUGCCACCAGAUGAGAUGUCUACCUAUCUGGAACAAAACUUGAAUGAAAUGAUGAGCUAUGACCGAUUGCAGGACUAUGACAGGGAUUAUUACUAAACUUCAGAUCCCACAGAAGAAAAACAAUGUCUUUUUACUUUUAGCCAUUCGAUUUGAGACAUGGCAAGAAGACACUCAAGCAAUGACUGAAAAAAAGUAAGCCUGUAAAAAAAAACAUCGCCCUCCAGAGCUUUUUCUACAUCUGGUUAAUCAAACAUGGAGACGUUGAGGAAGAAUCUUAAAUAAAUUCCCAGUGGCACAGGCCUCUAAAAUGGAUGAAAAACACACAAUGAGAGAAUGGGAGUAGUUUGGAAGCUGCUAGAAGCUCUGAAAUUCAGUACAGAGAGUAGCUACUGGAGCUGAAUGUCUCUUUUGUUUCACAUGACAAAACAUGAAGAACUGUGAAAUUUGAAUGUGAGCUGCACGAUCAUGAAAAAUACAUUUUUUUUGAUAAUUUCAUAUUAUAAUUGCAGUUCUAAACCUUACUUUUUAUGUGUUAUAAAUAUAACAUUUUGAAUAUACUGAAAUGGAAUGCUAUAACUGACCAUUUCACAAAUAGUUAAUUGCAGAAGCUGUAAUUGUAUUUAUAAAAAAGUAUAACAUUUAUACAAAAGCUCAAUAAAGAAUUCAAAUUGAGUAACUUAUACAUUAGGUACACAACAGUAUUAGUUACAUUGUCCAUCUAAAAAAGUAAAAUAAAUAAAUAAAAUAGUUCCAAACAAC
Molecule: messenger RNA, 1708 nt
Organism: Cyprinus carpio (common carp)
Lineage: Eukaryota; Metazoa; Chordata; Actinopteri; Cypriniformes; Cyprinidae
Gene: kazald3
Product: Kazal-type serine peptidase inhibitor domain 3
Biological process (GO): regulation of signal transduction; regulation of cell growth
Cellular component (GO): extracellular region
Molecular function (GO): insulin-like growth factor binding
Source: RefSeq, a predicted model, not a curated record